Molecule: messenger RNA, 955 nt
Organism: Nymphalis io (European peacock)
Lineage: Eukaryota; Metazoa; Arthropoda; Insecta; Lepidoptera; Nymphalidae
Product: WSCD family member AGAP003962
Exons: 5
Coding region: 34-915 (293 amino acids)
Molecular function (GO): sulfotransferase activity
Source: RefSeq, a predicted model, not a curated record
CAAAAUAUUUUGCUUAACGCUGUGUAGAGAAAAAUGCCUAGAAGAUUAACAUUUCUUAUUGCUGUGAUGGUGGUAUUAAUUUAUUUUUCGUUAAUUUUGUUUAUGUUGCGUCCAUUGCAAGGUGCAAGAAGUUAUUACGGCAAUAAUUUAAUAAAUCACCUCGGGUUGCGAGAAACACCCAGGGUGAAUUGGUGUAAGAAUCUGCAUUGGCGUUCUCCACCGUCUCCGAAUGUAGUAGCUCUCGUGUCAUAUCCAGGGAGUGGAAAUACUUGGUUAAGAUACCUACUGCAACAGGUUACAGGAAUCGUAACAGGUUCUGUGUACAUGGAUUAUGGUCUUCGGAUGCAUGGUUUCCCGGCUGAGAAUGUGACAGAUGGAUCAGUACUAGUUGUCAAAACUCAUGAAGCACCACCCAUCGAAGUAGACAAGUUUAAAUCUGCUAUACUCCUCAUCAGAAACCCUAGAGAUGCUAUUUUGGCCGAUUUUAAUAGGCUUCACAAGGGUCAUAUAGGAACAGCUCCGAAGUCCGCAUUCAAAAAAUCAAAUAAAAACAAAAAUUCAGAUUGGUCGACAUACGUGUUCCAUCAGCUGUCUACGUGGGAGACACUCCAUCGUCUAUGGCUUAAAAAGUUCCUGGGACCGGUUCACAUCGUGUUCUACGAGAUCCUUGUCAAGGACACGAGGAGAACGUUACAAGGGAUUUUGGAUUUUCUCAAUCAUACAGUAACUGAAGAUGACAUGAAUUGUGCGGUGGCAAAUCGAGAAGGAAUUUAUAGACGAAAAAAGAAAUAUCACGACUUUGAACCGUUUUCGCCAGAAAUGUAUUCUGCAAUAAAUAAAGUUCGAUAUAGAGUUUUGCGUUUGGUUUCGGAUUUUAGGAAAAAACAAAACUACACUGGCCUAUACCACAGAUAAAAUAGAUAAGAAUGAUAAUAGAGAAUUGUACAGAGAUAUA